Molecule: messenger RNA, 2884 nt
Organism: Anopheles cruzii
Lineage: Eukaryota; Metazoa; Arthropoda; Insecta; Diptera; Culicidae
Gene: BOD1
Product: biorientation of chromosomes in cell division protein 1-like 1
Exons: 3
Coding region: 7-2700 (897 amino acids)
Source: RefSeq, a predicted model, not a curated record
GGCACAAUGAUGGUUGAGGAUCCACAUUUUAUCGACGCGAUGGUCCAGGAGCUGAAGUCGCAAGGGCUUUUCGAUCAGUUUCGGAAGGAGUGUUUGGCCGACGUAGACACCAAACCUGCCUAUCAGAACCUGCGGCAGCGCGUGGAAGGAACUGUGAAUAAGUUUUUGGUGCAACAAGAGUGGUCCGAUAACAUACGCCACAAGAACCAGCUUCGUGAACAGCUGCGAAAGAACAUAAUCGACUCGGGCUUUCUAGACACCGGUGUCGAGCGGAUAGUGGACCAAGUGGUCAAUCCCAAAAUUUCCAGCGUGUUUCACCCGAAGGUGGAAGAAAUUGUGUACAACUAUCUGGGAAUUGAGAAACCAAAGUCUUCCGUCAACGGUAACGAGCUCGGUGGAAGAUCCGAGUCACUUCUCGAAGAUUUAGAAGCGGUCAGUCCUGAUUCAGAUAAAAAAUCGGAGGGCAGCCUGACGCCACCGCCGCCUGCACCAGUGCCCGUGGAGGAAAUGGUCGAAGAUAUGGACAUUGAUGACGAUGACGAGUUGGAUGAAUCGAAAGAACAGGACGAUUUCGAAUCGCCAGCUUUCGAGCCGCUCGAAGUACGAUCACCGGCCAAAGUGAAGGAAGAGGAAACGAACGAUUCCGUUUCAUCCGCCAUCAGCGGUUUGACGUCGCAAGAGUCGGUGGAGAGUGACGAAAAAGGUGACGCUAUGGCGGCGACAAAACCUACGGAGACUGCAAACGUGUCUUCAACAGAGGAACGGGAUAAUCCGGCAACCAAAGACUCCGAGUUCAGCCAGGACAUUGCACCGAUCAAUGAUUCACAGCUUUCCCAGGUGUCGAGCAACAGUCAACUACCGCCGACCACUGAUCCGUCGGUUUCCGAAGAGUUGGAGCGGUCGGAAGAGAACGAGCGAUUAGACAUCACCGAAGAGGCACAAAUGCCAACGCUGUUUUCCAGUUCCCCCGGCAAGAAAACGGAUUCAUGCGACGGUCAAAACGAUGAUGAAACUGGUGAACCAAAACCUCGCUUCGAUUUCGAUAAAGAUGGUUAUGAGUUUGUCGGCACGGAACGACCAACAGCGAGCGUUGGCGAGGAUGAAAAUUCGCCAAACACUAAUCGCGACCAGGAACCAGAUGAAGAAAGCUCUCAACCAACACCGGAAGAAACCAAAGAAGUGCAGCAGCCGAACUUUACCACCCAGGAUGAUACCACGUCGUUAUCGGAGCACUCGUUGAAGAUUUGUGAAGAUACGCUCAGUGACGAGGAUACGAAAGGAUCACGAUCCGUCGACGCACGCUGCUCGGGUGAGAAAAGUGCAGCGAAGGUUAGUAACCUUUCGGAUGCCAGCAGCUGCAGUUCAUUCAACGAACGGGAUGUGAAGCAAAAGCGUGAAAGUUCCAAAGAACAGACAAACGAGGAAGUAGCAAAGGGUGAGCAACAAAUAGUGGAAGAAAAGCAAAACGAGCACACCAUUGCGGAAGAUGUGGGAGAAUCCGAUCGUAAGACCAAAUCAGAAACCGACGACGAUCACUAUCAGGAGCACUUGAAGCGGCAGCCGAGUCGUCGAUCGAGCGAUACGGACUCGGAUGGUAAUGACGAGAAAUCCAAGCCACAGGAACCGCAAGUAGCGCAAGGUGAGAAUCAAAUUGGCUCCACUAGUAGUGGCACCGACGCGAACGCUGAAAUCACUGGUCCUGGACAAGAAAAUCCGCCUCACACCGAUACCUCAAAAUCUGUACCGCAACAAUCGCCAGAUUUGGAUGCUAUGCGCGGCACGCUAACUCCCACGAGGGAGUGUGGUCGCCUAGAUUCAUCUUCUUCCGGCAUACAGUCCGGUGAUGAUUCCGAGAAGAGUCCCGAAUCGUUGAAACUUUCGCCAAAACCCAUAGCGAUCGUGAGACCCGUCCAGCCGGUUGUCAUUGAUCAAAUGCUAACGAGCGCGGACAAGUCGAAGCUAGAGCAACUGCUGAAUGGGGACGCUUUCACAAACGACGCAACAUUGGGUUCGAUCCAAAGAGAGUGGCGUCUGAUAAAAAGCCAGCUCAAGAAGCCAAGGUUUGCGUCCAACUUUUCCGAGGCGCGGCGCCUCACCAAGGUACGCAAGAAGAUCGAGCGCGAGGGACAGAAGCGGCUAGAAGAGACACUAGCGCUAGCGAAGAGGUACAUCGACGAGAAGAAAGAGUACGGCGGACAGAUGGAGGAUCAGGGCAUCGAACUCGAGUUCGUGUGCAACGAUAAACGGGAAUCGCCAGGACCAACGAUUUCAUCGCCGGUACCGAAAACAGAGGACGUUUCCGAGCCCGACCUGCACUACUUCCCGGAGCCGGAAGAACAGUUCAAAACCGACGAACGGUUGUUGCACUAUUUGCGAUUCAAAACGGAUGGCGUAACGUUUCCUCGCAGUUUCAAAAUCAGGCACCAUCAAACGCAAAUUUUCUCGCUCGGGCCAGCGACAACACCCGCUCGGAAGCCGAAUAAACGUUCCGCAACCCCGAACGCUCUGACCACCAGUGCAAAGAUAAAGCGAAACAGUGACGCCGGCAACCUGCCAACGGUCAACGGGUCGGCACAAAAGCUGAAAUUGAGUGUGAAUGAUGCGAGUUUGGAAAUGAAAAAACAACGUUCCAUCAGAAAUGGCCACACUCACCCGAUGCUUUCGAAAACCACACCGCCGUCGGUGGGUACAGAUGCGUGACCACCGGGCGACGGUGAACGGUGGAUAGCGAAAGGUUAGGCAGAUAGAAAAGACAAAACAUAUAAGGUUUUAGUACUGACCACACAUGUUAAGGGUGAAUUGAGAAAUGAUUAUGCGUAUGUUGUUUUUUAACUAACUUGAACCGUUGGCGUCCGUAGUUCCCUUCAAUAAAGUAUGCACAAUA